CCAAACCUACCACCCAAUAAAAAUAAAUUUUCUCCCGCACCCCCCUCCCUCUCUUUUCAUCACACUCACUCCAUAUGAAUAAGUUUUUCUAGCAUCACAAAUCCCGUAUUUUAUUCUCGUUUCUUGUUGAACGACGCUGCGCGGCCAGGGGCGCCGUAGGCUGGCCACUCUCGCUGCCAGGUAGGGCCGAGCCGAGCGGUCGCGCUGCGUGGGAGGCGACCUACCCGCCCGCGGGCCCCGCCCCCGUCGUGAUUGCCGGCAUAUAUUGGCAGCGCCCACCGCACGCGGCGAGAUCGAGGAGGAGGCCGGAGCCCGCGCUAGGCUGCUGGGAGUUCUACCCUCGAAAGGUGGAGCUCGAAUAUUUGGUGCCUCUUAUCUCUCACCAAGGACGCUGGUGUGCCUCAUUGUGGAAUAGGAAAAUUUCUUCAUCCGCUUCGUAAUUGUUGAAUUGACACUAAGAUUUAUUUAGCAAUCAGAUUCUGGACUCUGAGCGGAUCUAACAGGAUCUUAAAAAGAGUUCUUUUGUUCAAAAAUUUGUUACUUAGUAGCAAUGGUGAAGGAUCAUCUAAUGCUCAAUGUUGAUCGCCUAAUGGUGCCUGAACCCAUUGAGGUCACUGGAGCACCCAAGAGCUCCUCAUCGAGGGACACCACUGCACUGCCCAUUACAGGGCAUUCCUUUUUUGCAGUUGGAGACAGCAUGGUUCCUGAAGAAGAACCUCUUCUGCAGAUGACGGAGUGCCGUAUUUGUCAGGAGGAAGAUGACAUUAAGAAUCUAGAGAGCCCCUGUGCUUGCACCGGCAGUGUAAAGUAUGCGCAUAGGGCUUGUGUACAAAGAUGGUGCAAUGAGAAAGGAGAUGUGACAUGUGAAAUCUGCCAUGAGCCGUAUGAACAUGGGUACACUGCACCUCCCAGACCCCAUCCUGAUGAAACUACCAUCGAUAUAAGUGGUGGCUGGACCAUUACUGGCACAGCAUUUGACUUGCGUGAUCCUAGGAUCCUGGCAGUAGCACAAAACCACAUUAUGGAAGCUGAAUAUGAUGACUAUUCAGCCACGAAUGCCAGCACUGCUGCCUUUUGCCGUUCUGCUGCUCUUGUUUUAAUGGCUCUCCUAUUACUAAGGCAUGCAUUGACACUAACUGAUGAAGAUGAUGAUGACACUUCAGCAAUGUUUUCACUUUUCUUACUGCGUGCUGCUGGUUUUCUUCUCCCAUUCUAUAUAAUGGCUUGGGCAAUUAGUAUAUUGCAGCGUCGCAGACAUCGGCAGGAGGCAGCUGCGUUGGCAGCAACUGAGGUGGCAUUCAUCCUCCAGUCUGGGCAAGGGAGAGGAGUGCAUUUCACCAUAGCACCAGAUUCUCCUGCCACGCCCCAGCACGAACCGCAACCUUGAAGAUGUCCCGCCGAUGAGCGACCGGCUGGAGGCAGCGGCGACAUCGGAUUUGCUGGCUUGCAUGAAUCACCAAAGGAGUAAUGGUUUGCUGCCAGAGUGCCAGUGCAGAGCCAUGUUAUUUACGUACUUUACGUCAUUGCCCUGAGUGUAACGUUCUGAGACGUGUCCCAGUUUGUGCUUCCGGAUUCUGUUAGGGUUGGCGUUGGCCAGGGAGUCUCGGUGAGUGGUGUGUAAGUAUAAAGUAACAAAGCCAUUUGGACCGUGUAUGUCGGUCCCAACCGUUAACUUAAAAUAUAGCCGACAGGCGGCUUUUCUCAAGGCCACUGUCUUUA
Messenger RNA from Hordeum vulgare subsp. vulgare (domesticated barley), 1719 nucleotides. RefSeq lists its product as uncharacterized. Gene Ontology annotation, molecular function: ubiquitin-protein transferase activity; zinc ion binding. Gene Ontology annotation, cellular component: membrane. NCBI's taxonomy places the organism in Eukaryota, Viridiplantae, Streptophyta, Magnoliopsida, Poales, Poaceae. The coding region runs from base 551 to 1387 and encodes 278 amino acids. The transcript is spliced from 9 exons. Gene Ontology annotation, biological process: protein ubiquitination. The record is from RefSeq and is a predicted model, not a curated record.